AUGUCUCGACUGCCACCACUUGACGACUGCAAGCACGCAAGGAUUUCGUUCGAACCGUCUAACCAUGCAGAAACAGUAGGCUUCCACCGUCCACAAAAACAGCAACGAGCCACCGCGGCAGGCCUCCGUAAAGGUCAAUUCAUUGACGAAACUUCGUUCCCGGGCCCACUUGUCGUUCCUGGAGAUGAUCUUGCCGUUGAUCCUCGUUGGCGAGCACAAAGUCUACGGUCCUGGAAAGGCGAGAAAGACAGGAAUGCGGUAACGCCAGGGCGCAAAACAAUUUACGUUGCAGGUCCGCCCGCGAUUUCGGAUGAGAUGAGGCACAUGCGGAGUUGGGAUGUUCCUACCGGCGUUAAGACUGGAAACCAGAGUGAACUUCACACAGUACCGGACACACGAGAAGUCGCAGAGUAUCUGUCAGUGUUUUAUCACGGCAUGCCCGUCAAAAUGCUACAGCCACACCAAUCGCCGUUGCGCUACACAGUUUGGGAGGAUUCUCUGGAAAGUCAUCAUGGCCAGAGAAGCGCGCCGAAACACAAAGCUGUCGCUUUGGAGACAAGCACGGAAGCUGUUCGGAUUCGAUGUCGCCCAUGCCCUGAUGGAGGCUUUCCUUAUCAACUCAAUCUCAACGAUCUUCUGGACGUAGUAAUUUCCAUCCUGCCCCUUGAUGCGUACUGUCUUUUGCUCUUAGUCGGACAGGAUUUAUACGAGGAUGAGGAUGAUGAUUUCUGCUGUGGACGUGCUUACGGCGGUUCCAGGUGUGCCGUGGUCAGUUAUGCAAGAUACAACCCAACGUUAUUAGAAAGCCAAAUUACGAGAUUGGAUGUGAUGCACCCUUGGCCAGCAAGCCACUGCAUGGCUUACGUAGAAAGUCUUGCGAAGAGUGGUCAGCGAUGGGAGGGCCAGACGAAAUACUCACGGAAAGGGGACCACAAAGGGAAGAAGAAAACGAAGCCGGAAGUGAUCGACUUAACGUCAUCGCCACCCACUUCACCGGCAACAGUCGUUCAGGAGACCAAGUCAGCCUGCCACGCUGCCAUCCAUGCUUACACGGCCAAUGCAGAGAGCGUGUCGAGCUGGCUCGCAAGCAUCUGCCGGACGGCAUCGCAUGAACUGGGCCAUUGCCUCGGGCUCGAUCACUGUGUUUACUAUGCAUGUGCUAUGCAAGGGACGGCUUCCGUGGCCGAAGAUCUACGUCAGCCAUUGUAUCUAUGUCCCAUCGAUCUCGAGAAACUUGGGGCCUCGCUCGGCUCCGAGAGAUAUCAAUUCGUCCCUGAGUUGACCCUAAUCGCAACCUCACCUGCUUUCGACUCUUCAAUCGGUGGAGCCUCAGAUCUAGCGCUCGCGAUGGGGGAGUUGCUGCCAACAGACAAUAGGGGAGAAGCAGUGACCGCUCUGAAGGGGAGGAAGAGCCUGACGAGGUCGCUGUCUGCCGCCUUCAGGAAAUCAAGCAGAUCGCGUGCUCCACCUCCUGAUUUGGUACCUCAAAUACCCGCAGAGCUCAGGCCUACCACAGCUCCAACUUCCCCUCGGACUAUCACCGCCAAAUUUCAUCAUGCCACUGACGACAAAGACGACCAGAAGAGUGUCUCCGAAGGGGCCAUUGGAUUAGGCACAGCAAAGGCUUUCGAUGACGGGCACCAUCCGCAGGUAAAGAAAAAGAAGAGCAUCAGACAUUUAUCCUUGAGACAUGCAAAACAGAAUAGCUGGGCAAAGGGUGACGAUGCGCAAAGGCCAAGGACAGCAAGUGCGGGUCACCAGAACCCCUUGCCCAUGCAAGUGAAGACCGAUAAGCCUCAAUUGAAGCAGCCGAAGCCGAAGAAGAGCCUCCACUUAUCCACAGGCAACCCAUCGACAAAGGAGGCGCCUAACGCCGCGACUGUCGCUUCAAGUGUGAAGAGUAUAUCAGCCUCGCCCCAACUGUCGAGACCUGGGACGUCUGACUCAGGUCCCCUGUCCCCUCGGCUAGCAGGUACUGUUCGCAGUAGGGCCAACUCUUCGCCUCGGAACGGUCUGUCAAAGGUCAUGCCAGAACCAUUCAAUCUACCUGCUAGCACACCAAGACCAUGGCAGGCUUCUUAUAGCCCCAAGGAGGUCAGGUCAAGCUUUCGCUCUGCUUUAACGACUGCAACCAGUCGGACGACUGGAACGGGUACGAGCCGAAGCAGUGUUGUAACGAAAGAUACGGCACUUACAGAUGCCACGACUGAUGGUCCGGCUGAAUUAUCCUAUAAAGAUGACAGUGAAGGGGUCAUGACUGUAGAUGAAGCAAUCGAUAUGUAUGUGGCUGGCUUCACAGAUGAUGUUGAGGAAGAACCUCAAGAAUCGAGAGACACGUCUCUGAGCGAUGAAGAACGCAGAAGGUCAAUGAAGAUUGCCGAAGCCUUUCAGGAUAACAUGGGCUCGCCCAUGUCCGACAGACCCUCUUUCUCUACAAGGCCUUCAACGAGCGGCUCAUCGCGGUCUAGGUUCUUCAGAAGUAACAGCGCCAUCCAAUCUUCGCCAGCCUCGCCUCUCGACCAGAAGUCUCUUCGUGAUCAGUACGGCUUCUUCAAAUCAAAUCACUAUAUCAGUCGUGCCGCUUAUGAUGCCUGGUAUGCUGGGUAUGCGUCUCCCCAAGCUCAUCGAUUGGAGAAAUGGACAGAGUAUAUGAAAGAACAUAAACUAUCGACGACUAAUCCAACCAAAUUUCCGCCACGAUCUGCGAAAGCACAACGUUAUGUCCGAAAAGGUGUUCCUCCUGCAUUCAGAGGUGCUGCAUGGUUCUAUUAUGCUGGAGGGGACACAUACCUGUCCCGUCACCCACAGCUCUACAACAACCUCGUCCACCUCUCUGAUGCAAGGCUUCCAGAGAGUGAAAAGGAGGCCAUUGAACGUGACCUCCACCGUACAUUCCCAGAUAAUGUGGGGUUCAAACCUGAUCCGGCAGCUUCGCCGACUUGUGAUACGCCUCUGUUGGCUUCUCUCCGGCGAGUGCUCCAAGCUUUCGCCCUACAUAAUCCAAAAAUCGGAUAUUGUCAAUCACUGAAUUUUGUCGCUGGCUUGCUGCUUCUUUUCCUCCCGGAGGAGAAAUCCUUCUGGAUGCUUCACAUCAUUGCAGUACUCUAUCUUCCUGCAACGCAUGAGGUCUCCCUUGAAGGCGCGAAUGUCGAUCUGUGGGUUCUUGCUGUCGCCUUGAGAAACACCAUGCCUAGUGUAUGGACGAAGGUUGGCGGCGCAGAUCUGACUGGAGAGGAGGGCAGAAUGUCGAGAUUACCGCCAAUCAGUCUCUGUGCGACAAGUUGGUUUAUGAGCCUUUUCAUAGGCACGCUACCAAUCGAGACGGUCCUCAGAGUUUGGGACGUUCUUUUUUAUGAAGGUAGCAGAACCCUUUUCCGGGUUGCUCUCAAUAUUUUCAAAAUUGGCGAGCAGAAGAUCAAGAGCGUGAACGACCCCAUGGAGAUGUUUCAGAUCGUUCAGAGUCUGCCGCGAGGAAUGAUUGAUGCGGGAAAAUUCAUGGACCUGAUCUGUAGGAGAGGUCAGGUAGGUGCUGACUGGGUCGAGCGGAUGAGAGGAGAAAGAAGAAUGUGGCUUGCGAAGCAGCGAGCAAAGAACCCUGACCCUAUCACGGAAAAAUUCCCAGAUGAGGAGAUCGUGGAAGGUAGUGGUUUGCGACGGAAAAAGAGCGUUCUAGCAAACCUUAGGCGCCAGGGAAUUUUGUAA
Molecule: messenger RNA, 3702 nt
Organism: Bacidia gigantensis
Lineage: Eukaryota; Fungi; Ascomycota; Lecanoromycetes; Lecanorales; Ramalinaceae
Exons: 2
Coding region: 1-3702 (1233 amino acids)
Biological process (GO): proteolysis
Molecular function (GO): metallopeptidase activity
Source: RefSeq, a predicted model, not a curated record